This is a messenger RNA of Pungitius pungitius (ninespine stickleback), 6713 nucleotides long. It is a transcript of the gene specc1la, whose product is annotated as sperm antigen with calponin homology and coiled-coil domains 1-like a. The coding region runs from base 244 to 3627 and encodes 1127 amino acids. The record is from RefSeq and is a predicted model, not a curated record. Gene Ontology annotation, cellular component: microtubule organizing center; filamentous actin. Gene Ontology annotation, molecular function: protein binding. Lineage: Eukaryota; Metazoa; Chordata; Actinopteri; Perciformes; Gasterosteidae. Gene Ontology annotation, biological process: actin cytoskeleton organization. The transcript is spliced from 16 exons.
CGGUCCAGGGGGCGAUGCUGAAAUGAUGCAACCAGAGGAGGGGGAGAGAGGAUCAUCCGGCUGCUGCCAGACUGAAAGAAACUGACGUCCGAAACCGAUGCUGCCCGCAGUCCGAAGUUGUGAAUAAGUGAACUGUUUUCUCCGCCAAAUGAGCCGUCGUUGGACAUUUAUCAACGCGUCAAACACAAACAUGAGAAGAACCGCAGAUUGAGCCGCAGAUGCAUCGGCGUCACAGAGCUCAGUAUGAAGAAGUCGGUCCGGCCCGCGGCGAGUAAAGGCAGCGGAGACCGAGGGAAGGCUGAGAGCGCAGCGACCUCCGGGGCCGCGAAGCCAGCAGCCAAGACGAGCGCCACGGCACCUCUGUCUAAGGUGAAAAGCAACGAUGAUCUUUUAGCAGCGAUGGCUGGAGGCAAUCCGACGUCAAGUAAUCCUGUGAAUAAGACCAAGAGGACCGCCUCCGUGGGGACUAAUGCUAGUAACCUAGACAGCAAGCCAAAGACCACGGCGGGUGCCUCAUCCAAGCGGACAACCUCUUCGAUUUCCAAGGAGCCGAAUUCCUCACGAGAGCGUCUCCGCACGUCCAGGACGUCGGCCAGUAAGAAGCAGGCGGUGUCCGGGGCCGGGACGGGGGAUGCGGCGGCGUCAGGGAAGCGCUCCCGAGGACAGCCUCCGGCGGAGUCCGAUGGCCGUAUGAGCAAGUCCAAAUCCGACGGCCAGAUCAGCGACAAGGUGGCUCUGGAGACCAAAGUCAAAGACCUGUUGGGUUUGGCUAAAAGCAAAGACGUGGAGAUCCUCCACCUGCGCGGCGAGCUGAGGGACAUGAGGGCCCAGCUCGGCUUGGGAGGGAAGGAAGAAGCCAGGGAGGAGGAGGAAGAGGAGGAAGAGGAGGAGCAGGUGGAGGAGCAGGUGGAGGAGGUGGAGAAGCCCCAGGUUUCAGCCAUCACGGCGGCUGACGUGGAGUCGACGCUGAUCCUCUUGCAGGAGCAGAACCAGUCCAUCAGAGUGGAGCUCAACCUCCUGAAGAGUGAGAACCGGAUGCUGAAGGACCGGCUCAACGCGCUGGGCUUCUCCCUGGAGCAGAGGCUGGACGCCUCCGACAAGCUGUUCAACUACGCCUGCCUCAGCCCGGACCUGGCCGCCGGCAGCGGGCAGAGUGACGGCGGCGGCACGGGCACCCUGACCUCCUCGGUGGAGGGCUCGGCCCCCGGCUCCCUGGAGGAUCUGCUGGCGGGGCACCAGCACGGGGGCUCGGCGGACAACCUCGACAGCGAAUCCAGCGAGGUCUACCAGGCGGUCACCUCCAGCGACGACGCCCUGGACGCGCCCUCCUCCUCGGAGUCGGAGAGCGCGCCGAGCCGCGAGCGCUCCCGCCGGGGCAGCAGCGACAACGCCAGCGAGGUGUCGGUGGCCUGCCUGACGGAGCGCAUCCACCAGAUGGAGGAGAACCAGCACAGCACGGCCGAGGAGCUGCAGGCCACGCUGCAGGAGCUGGCCGACCUGCAGCAGAUCACGCAGGAGCUCAACGGGGAGAACGAGCGGCUGGGCGAAGAGAAGGCGAUCCUCAUGGACUCGCUGUGCCAGCAGAGCGACAAGCUGGAGCUGUACGGCCGCCAGAUCGAGUACCUGCGCGCGCUGCUGGACGACCACCACGUCUCCUACGGCCUGGAGGAGGACAUCAAGAGCGGCCGCUACCUGGAGCUGGAGCAGCGCUACUCGGACCUGUCGGACAACGCCCACUUUGACAGGGAGCAGCUGCUCGGAGUCCAGCAGCACCUGUCCAACACCCUGAAGAUGGCCGAGCAGGACAACGCCGAGGCCCAAGAGAUGAUCGGGGCGCUGAAGGAGCGGAACCACCAGAUGGAGCGCAUCAUGGAGUCGGAGAGGCAGGGUCGAGCCGCCAUGGGGGCCGCCCUCGAGGAGUACAAGGCGGCGGUGAGCAGCGACCAGGCGGAGCUGAGCCGCUGCAGGAGCCAGCUGGACCAGGAGAGGCAGCGGGUGGCCGAGUUGUACUCGCUGCACACGGCCGGGGACAAAAACGACAUCUGCCAGCUGCUGGAAGGGGUACGGCAGGGGAAGGAGGAGGCGGAGGCCAAGGCGGCCAAGCUGCAGGAGGAGCUGGCGCAAGCCCACGGUGAACUCGCCCGGCUGCAGGAGACUUUCAGUAAGCUGGACCGGGACUACAGGCACUUCCAGGAGCAGGUGCAGCAGCAGAUGGCGGAGCAGGAGCGCGUCCUGGAGAAGCAGCGCGCGGAGCUGCAGGAGAAGGAGACCGAGAUCGCGGACAUGAAGGAAACCAUCUUUGAGCUGGAGGACGAGGUGGAGCAGCACCGCGCCCUUAAACUCCACGACAACCUCAUCAUCACGGACCUGGAGAACUCCAUGAAGAAGCUGCAGGACCAGAAGCACGACAUGGAGAGGGAGAUUAAGAUUCUUCACCGCAAACUGAGGGUAAGCAGGGAGGAGUCGAUGGAGUGGCGUCAGUUCCAGGCGGAUCUGCAGACGGCGGUCGUCAUCGCUAACGACAUCAAGUCCGAGGCGCAGGAGGAGAUCGGAGACCUGCGGCGCCGGCUGCAGGAAAACCAGGAGAAGAACGAGAAGCUGUGCAAGGAGCUGGACGAGGUCAAGAGCCGCAAGCAGGACGAGGAGCGAGGCCGAGUGUAUAACUACAUGAACGCGGUGGAGAGGGACCUGGCGGCUCUCAGGCAGGGGAUGGGUCUCAGCCGCCGAUCCUCCACCUCCUCGGAGCCCUCGCCCACCGUCAAGACCCUCAUCAAGAGCUUCGACAGCGCCUCGCAAGGCCCACCUUCUAACGGGAGUCCCUGCACGACGCCGACCGCCGCCGCCGCUCCGCUGCCGCGCACCCCCCUCAGCCCGAGUCCCAUGAAGACGCCCCCAGCCGCGGCUGUCUCGCCCAUACAGAGACACUCCGUACCCGGCUCCAUGUCAGCAGCCAAGCCGCUCUCGUCCCUGAGCGACAAGAGGCCCAGCUACACAGACCUCACCAUGCCAGCCGAGCACCUUCUCAGGGGAACCUCUGCUAGCCGACCUGCGUCUGUCCACCAGAGGGGCUCCAACAUGGACUCCACCAAGACGAUAUCGGUGUCCCGUCGGAGCAGCGAGGAGAUAAAGAGGGACAUGUCUGCUCCGGAUUCCUCCUCCAGCUCCCUGAUGGCCAUGAGUGCCGCCUCGUCGCCGCUCUCCCUGUCUUCCUCCUCCCCCACCGCCUCCAUCACCCCCACAGCACGCAGCCGCCUAAGAGAAGAGAGAAAGGACCCGCUGUCGGCACUGGCCCGGGAGUACGGAGGCUCCAAGAGAAACGCCCUGCUGAAGUGGUGCCAGAAGAAGACAGAGGGUUAUCAGAACAUUGACAUCACGAACUUCAGCAGCAGCUGGAACGACGGCCUGGCCUUCUGCGCGGUGCUGCACACCUACCUGCCCGCACACAUCCCCUACCAGGAGCUCACCAGCCAGGAGAAGAGGAGAAACUUCACCUUGGCUUUCCAGGCUGCAGAGAGUGUGGGCAUCAAAUGCACUCUGGACAUAAAUGAGAUGGUGCACACGGAGCGGCCGGACUGGCAAAGUGUCAUGACUUACGUUACGGCCAUUUACAAGUACUUUGAGACCUGACUCUGCCGCCAUCUCCCCCACCCUGCAGCACAAUCUCUCGACCCCCCCCCCCCCCCCCAGUAUUAAGCAUCCACUGUUACACUACUUAGCCACGAUAUCUUCUUCUUCUUCUUCUUUCGGUCCACGUCUGAAAAGAGCUGCAUGAAAAAGGAAGUGCCUUCUACCUGGCGAAUAAUAUUCCUUCACCCUCAAAACUAGUUUCCAGGGGGGGGGGGGAAAUCCUGCAAUUCUGACUUUUGAAUCAUUUGCGGGGGGAAACUUCUACGCAAACGACCCUCAUUCCCCAAAACGACCAACAUUACAAGACAAGACGCAGCCUUAUUGCACCAAGUCUUCCAGACGUCACAGAAAGAUACAGGUGCCUCUCUCUCUUCUGGUGGAUAAAGUGCCUGUGUGAGGGGACCAGGAAAUGCGCUCUCCCUACGUGCCAAACCUCCACAGAAGUCGGCAGUGUUUUUUUUGUUUUUUUUUGAAGCAGGAGAUUUUCAGGAGCCGUUGCCAUAUCUGCUUCGCCGCCUUUCCGAUUGUAGAUUUCUGACAUGAUUGCUUAAGGGGACGGAUGCGCCGCUGCAGACGGCUACUACGCCAGCAUCGGCUCGUGACUGACAGAGAUAUGCCGUGUUCUGCGGAUCUGCCACACGUGAGGCAGCGCGGACGCCUGCUGACCGGUGCGUGCAGAGACAAUGAGGGUUUGCACUUGGACCCUUUUUUCAUUCGGCACAUUCAUGCACACGGCAUCGUUUCAUCGUUACCAAAAAUAUGAGCGAGUAGUAUUCAGUCGUUUGAUCAAAUGUGUGUUUUCCCUGUUUUGGGAAUUAUGCCUGGAACAAGGAGCUGGUUAGUUAAGCGUGGCAUAAACAAAACGCUCACUCAUUCAGACACGUUACCUGUUAAUUAUCUCUUUAGUGCUAGAGGCUGCUUAGAGGGGCUUGUUGGCAGCUUUAUAUCGAACAAAGCCAGGUAAGCUGUUUCCUCUCUGGUUCCCAGUCCUGAUGCUAAGCUAAACCAGUCACCAGUGAGGGGCUCCAAUCCUCUCGCCCUUCAACCGGCAGGACGGCAAAGAAAUUGUAUUUCCUAAAACCCUAUAUCAUUUCUAUGUGUCAUCAUUCAUUUUCACCUCAAAAUAUGCCCAAGUAAUUGGACAAUUCAUUGCACCAUUGCAAUAUUUAGUGUGUUAAUACUGACGUGGUGUUAGGCAAGUAGUUUGGGAAACUACUGUUUUGAAAUUCUUAGGAUGACUUAGUUAUUAUAGAGAUACUUUGUAGCACACAAUGUCAUAGAAUUUGUGCGAUUUCAGUCAGUACCAUUAAUGUGCACAGAAACUUUAAGUCCCCUUAUUUUGUAUUUAGAAGCACUAUAGAAACAUGUCAUUAAUGGUUUAUAGCGCUGUGUAAUGUAGUUUUAAGAGCUUUAAGGACAGUUUGAAUGUUUAAUAAUGUAUUCUUUGUCAACAGUAAUAACUUCUAACAAGAUUUAUUUAUAUAAUUACAACUGAUUCACUAUAUAGUCCUUUAUUUAUCUGUUAGUAUAGCAGCCUCCACUUAUGGGUGUCCACAGGAAGAAUUACAGUUGUAGAAAGAUACAUUAAUAAACACUAAUUUAUGUUUACAGCUGGGUUUUAAGUAAAUAAUCAGUCGUUUAAAUGUAUACAUGAUCCUUCAAAAUGCUAAAUAAGGGGAUUUAAAGUAAUGCGCCACCAUGUUAUGCGGUCUGACUGCUGUGUUUAUCUUGCCUCGACAUGCCAAGUUCACUGUAUUUAUUUUUGCAUGGUUAACAACCCUGGUAGUGAGGUCAUUGCUUUAUGUGUGUGUGUGUGUGUCUGGAGUGUAAGUGAAUUUAUUAGACAGACAGUAAGUAGCUGCACUGAGAUAAGCUGUUCGUAUUCCGCACCAACUUCCUGCCUUAACAGUUCAGCCGAGGGAAAGCGACAUUUCAGACCGCGUUUAUCUUUGCAUUGUGUCGCAGUGUGCAACCGGUCACUAAAAACAAGGCCCUUCUGGUUUGAGCCCCUCGAGGAACGCCAGUGGUGCGUGAUGAUGGUCACUAACCGUUUUUCGUCUCGUAUUUUUAGAAGCGCAUCCUGCCCAGCAACAUCCACACUGUGUGUGUGUGUGUGUGGCUGCGGGGGACAUUCAGUGAUUUAAGAUAGCACAAGAAUCUACAACAAUGACAUUUUCGUGUGUGUGUGUGUGUGUGUGUGCGAUUGAAUAUUUAAUGAGUUCUGAAAGCACCGUCUCUGUUGACAGCGGUUUUGUUGCUGAGGAUUGUCAGCCAGCGGUUUUUACGGUGUCCCGCGCGGGCCCCACGUGUGUUUUUUUUAUUAUUUUUAUUUUUUUUAUUGGUCCCGUCAGCAACGUCCCGAGAGCUCCGGAAAGACUCGAAGCCUCUCCCAUCGUGGAAGUGGAAUGUGUUUCGGCUUUACGAGGCCCCGCGUGUGUUCAUCCAUCGAGUGAUGGAUGAACGCGAGCGGAGACCAGGCGGCUCGUGAAAGCAAGGAAGCACAUUCCACCUCCACGUGACGCAUUCGCGAGGGACACGUUACGCCACUCGGGACCGGAGAUGUGUACAGCUUUACCACAACGAGCAAAGCAAAUGUGAAAAGUCAACCUACAUUUAUUUUUCUUUGUUUACUUGAAAAAUGCUCUGAAAAGUCCACUGAACCUGCUUUACUUUUUUUUAAUUUAGUAUUCCAUGUUGCCUUUUUUAUUUUUAUAAUCCAUUCCGCCUUUUUUUUGUUUUUUUUUACGUGAAUUGUUUUCCCUCAUUACACUACAUGCAGUGCUGAAAUGGGCCCUUUGACAGGGUGUAUGUGUGAGUGUCAAGGGACUAAGCUACAGUAUUAAGUGCACACUACGAUGAUAAUCAGUAAGAAAUAAACAAAACAAAAAACAUUCUGUCCUGUCCAACAUUCUUCAUUUUUUUUCCUUCUUCUUGGACCAUUGAAACCGACUCAUUUGUCGUCUUUGUCUCGGUAAGUGGUUUUAACUUUAGGGUGAGAAUGGCUGUGAUUGGCUUGGCUUGAUGGCUUGACUGGAGGAAUUAAGUGUUUCGCAAUCAGAAACGCUGAAGUGACGACACACACUCUG